GGAUAAAGCCCAAAGGCCGAAGAGGGAAUUCAAAAUAAAAAAGCAAAGGCCUUUUAAUGCACAGAGCAAAUUCAAAAUGACCAACGGAUCAUAAGUUCAAAUUCGAGAUCAUCAUUCUCUCUCUCUCUCCCCCUCUCUCUCUCUCAUGGAUUCAGGAACUCCAUCAAACGCCAAAGCCUUGGAUUCUUCUUCAAUCUCCCAGGUCAGAGUGAUCGUUAGGGUUCGUCCAUUUCUUCCCAGGGAGAUCUGCGAAAAGGACGGUGAUGCGAGGCCUUGUGUUUCCGUUCUCGAUGGCAAUCCCAGAGACGCCAGUGAAGUCGCUGUUCACCUAAGGGAUCCGGAUACUAGUCGAAACGAAUGUUAUCAGCUAGAUGCGUUUUUUGGGCAAGAAGACGACAACGUCAAGCAGAUCUACGAUAGUGAAGUGAAACCCUUAAUUCCUGGGACUUUUCAGGGGUUUAACGCUACGGUGCUUGCUUAUGGAGCAACCGGAAGCGGGAAGACGUUUACAAUGCAGGGGACCGAUGAGCUGCCAGGCCUGAUGCCGUUGACCAUGUCUACGGUUCUGUCUAUGUGCGAGAAGAUGGGGGCUAAAGCAGAAAUCUCCUAUUAUGAAGUUUAUUUGGACAGAUGCUGGGAUCUCCUAGAAGUUAAAGCCAAAGAAAUUGCUAUUUGGGAUGACAAGGACGGACAAGUGCAUCUUAAGGGACUGUCUCGUGUCCCAGUCAACUCGAUGUCUGAGUUUCAUGAGGCCUACUCGUGUGGAAUUCAGCGACGGAAAGUCGCACACACUGGUCUGAACGAUGUCUCAAGUAGGAGUCACGGGGUGCUUGUGAUCUCAGUGACCUCUCCUUGUGCCAUUGGUUCGGAAGGGUUUGUCAUAGGAAAAAUCAAUCUUAUUGAUCUGGCAGGUAAUGAAGACAAUAGGAGGACGUGCAAUGAAGGAAUCCGUCUUCAAGAGAGUGCAAAGAUCAACCAGUCAUUAUUUGUAUUAUCCAAUGUGAUUUAUGCCCUGAAUAACAAUCAGUCUCGAGUGCCGUACAGGGAAAGCAAAUUGACUCGGAUCUUGCAGGAUUCACUAGGAGGGACAAGCAAGGCUCUGAUGGUUGCAUGUCUGAAUCCUGGAGAAUACCAUGAAUCUGUUCGCACCGUUAGCUUGGCUGCAAGAUCAAGGCACAUCUCAAACCAUGUUUCUUCAACCCCAAAGGUAGAAGCUUCCAAGGUUAGGGUAGACAUGGCGGAGAAAUUGCAAGCUUGGCUUGAAUCAAAAGGCAAGACAAAGAGCGCUCAUAGAAUGACAGCACUCCGUUCUCCGCUGAUGGGCAGAACCCCAAGUUGUCUAAGCUCGAUUAAGAAAACUGAACACCAAAAAUCAGCAAUAGCAGAAGGCACUACAAAUCAGAAACAAGUUCACACAGGACGGAGGGAUGCAUUUGUAACUGCCAGGAACUUAUUCAAUGAUGAAACGACGGCUUCCUUACACUUACCGGUAUCAUUACAGAAUCUGCACCUGUCUUCACCAAACAAAGAAGAGAAGAGAGAGACCUCAACCGAAGUGAAGCCUUUGAAAUCAGCUGCAAACAAGUCAGAUGACCCAUUGGAGAAUUACGAAAAGAGUGCAAGGCCAAAGAAGUGCUCUGAACUAAGUCCUUUCAGAAAAGCUCUAUCUCCUAUGGACUCGAAUGCUGAACAAUACCCAGAAGGGGGGGAAGCCACAGUCUCUGAUAUGCAGUGUCCAUCUACCCUUGAGCCAAAAACUCCAAAGACACCUUCCCUUGCUGCAGAUACAAAGAAUUCGCAAAUGGGUUUUACCCCUUUUGAGAAGUUCAAUGCUUGGAGCACAAGUGUGAAGAGCUCUCUGGUACAAGAAUACAUCGACUUCUUGAACACUGCUAGCAGAGAGGAGCUACUGGAACUGAAGGGAAUCGGACAGAAAAUGGCGGAAUACAUACUGGAUCUAAGGGAAACAAGCCCCUUAAGAUCGCUAAAUGACCUCGAGAAGAUAGGUCUCUCAUCAAGACAGGUACUUCAACUCAACCCUUCUAUCCAUUCACCAUCACAUAAAAUCUCACACAAAUACCAAAGCCUAGUUGUCGGGACCUAUUGCCACGAGCUUUUAGAUCCCCUCUGACAUAUUUUCUAAACCCGCGAUCAUCAUCAUUCAACCCGUGUUAACGUUCCCUCGUUUCAGGUCCACAACAUGCUCAAAAAAGUCACUGAAGGAGUGCUCGAGAGACCAGAAUCUUCAAAGCCAUCUGCAACAACACCCUGUUGACCUCGAUCUC
Tarenaya hassleriana is the source of this 2285-nucleotide messenger RNA. Its product is annotated as kinesin-like protein KIN-10B. Gene Ontology annotation, molecular function: microtubule binding; microtubule motor activity; ATP binding. Bases 146 to 2131 code for a protein of 661 amino acids. The transcript is spliced from 12 exons. The record is from RefSeq and is a predicted model, not a curated record. Gene Ontology annotation, biological process: microtubule-based movement; mitotic spindle organization. NCBI's taxonomy places the organism in Eukaryota, Viridiplantae, Streptophyta, Magnoliopsida, Brassicales, Cleomaceae.